AUGGAAUCUAUUAACGUAGUUAUUGAUGAUACUAAUGAUUUUCGUCAAGAUAAUCAUAUUGCUGCAGAACUACCUCCUUCAGAAUCUGUUAACAAAGAAAAACAAAUUGCAGAAGAACCUACAAUUAUUCCUACCAUUUAUGAUAUAGAUGACAAAGAUGACAACGGUAGUAUAGUUGAGCAACCCAACGAUACUGAAAGUGAAUCCCACAAACCUGCAAAGUGGGUACAUCAAAGACAUUCUACAGAUGAUAUCAUCAGAGAUGCCAAUGCCAGAGUUAUGACUCGAAGGGAAAUCCAGAGUAAUGGAAAGAAUAUAUUUGUUGCACAAAUUUAUGUGCAUGAUAUUAUCUAUGGAUCCACCUCAAAGAUUCUCACCGACGAGUUCCUAAAUCUUAUGAGUGGGGAAUUUGAGAUGAGUAAUGUUGGAGAACUAUCAUACUUUUUAGGCUUGCAAAUUCAGCAACAAAAAGAUAAUAUUUUUCUCCCACAAGAAAAAUGUGCCAGGAAUUUAGUCGAAAAAUUUGAGUUACGUGGUACAACUCCCAUGGAAACUCCAAUGCCAACCACCGGAAAGCUUCAGUCUAAUCCUAGUGAAAAGUCUGUUGACCAGAAACUUUAUCGAUCCAUGAUUGGAAGUCCGCUGUACUUAACUGCAACUAGACCAGAUAUUUCUUUCAGUGUAGGAUGUUGCGCCAAAUUUCAAACAAAUCCUAAAGAAUCACAUUUAAAAGCUGUGAAAAGGAUCAUAAGAUAUGUCAAUGGUACCUUAGAUUAUGGUGUAUCGUAUUCGAUGGAUACGAAUAACAAUCUUGUUGCCUAA
Papaver somniferum (opium poppy) is the source of this 822-nucleotide messenger RNA. RefSeq lists its product as uncharacterized. Lineage: Eukaryota; Viridiplantae; Streptophyta; Magnoliopsida; Ranunculales; Papaveraceae. The transcript has 2 exons. The record is from RefSeq and is a predicted model, not a curated record. Bases 1 to 822 code for a protein of 273 amino acids.